This is a messenger RNA of Betta splendens (Siamese fighting fish), 1807 nucleotides long. It is a transcript of the gene ppp1r14aa, whose product is annotated as protein phosphatase 1, regulatory (inhibitor) subunit 14Aa. The record is from RefSeq and is a predicted model, not a curated record. Gene Ontology annotation, molecular function: protein serine/threonine phosphatase inhibitor activity. NCBI's taxonomy places the organism in Eukaryota, Metazoa, Chordata, Actinopteri, Anabantiformes, Osphronemidae. The coding region runs from base 100 to 600 and encodes 166 amino acids. Gene Ontology annotation, biological process: regulation of phosphorylation. Gene Ontology annotation, cellular component: cytoplasm. The transcript has 4 exons.
UACGCACCAGCAGGGAGUUAAAACGCUCGUCACCGCCUCCCAGCGCCUCCGCGUCCUGCACAGCGUGAAGAGGACCAGUCAGACCAGUUCAGCGCAGAAAUGGCAGCCGACCGGUCGACGGCGGACGAACUCGGUGGAGUUGAUUCGUCUGAGUUCGAACCGUUUCAGGACUUCGUGGGAAACAUCCCCAAGAGACACGCCCGGGUUACCGUCAAGUACAACAGAAAGGCGCUGCAGAGGCGACUGGACGUGGAGAAGUGGAUCGACGAAACGCUGGACCGGCUGUACUUGGGUCAGGAGGCGGACCUGCCAGAGGAGGUGAACAUUGACCAGUUGAUUGAUCUGCCUAAUGACGAAGAGAGGGUCCAAAAGCUACGGGAGCUUCUUCAGAAGUGCAACAAUGAGACUGAGACCUUCAUCAGGGAGUUGGUGGAAAGGCUGCAGGGAAUCCAUAAGCAGGAUGAGCUGCAGAGCGAAGGCAUGGAGCAUCCGGUCAUCUGUCACAGCCACCACCGUCACGAGCCCUAUCACUUCAACAACCCGCCGCAGCACAAGCCCAGCGUCGUCCACCAGCCGCACAGCCAGAACCAGACCCUCUAACGACGACGGAGGCCUCUGUCCCACGCGUUUAGGCCAAUAGUUUGACAGAAAGAGGCUCACUUGCUUUCCCGCCGUGUUGUAUUUUUGACUGAUAGCUUAGAUUUUUAAACAGAAUGAGAAAAUAGUGCACCUUUGAAGCUAAUCUAAGAUCAAGUCUUCAGUCUCAAGGUGCUGCGUAACACAGAACUGGUAAUUAUACAACAGAUUAACUGACAGUAUUCAUGAGAAUUGUAUGAUGGAUUUACCACCAACACCCGCGUCUCAACUUUACUUGACUGUAAAGAAAUGCAGCUGAGACGCAAGACUUUGUAGCACUCACUGAUGAAGUAUGUGAUUAAAGUAGAUGAAGGAUCAACAGGUGCAAAACACGUACAGUAUAAGGGUCAUUUAUGUGGUAAACUUUCAAAAACGAUCGAGGUUCUUGGUUGGAGCCUCAGAAUCGCCCUGCGGAGACACAAGAACCUGGUAGAAGCGCGAGCAUUUAUCAUGUUAGAGAAAUUAGCUUACAGUAGGUGGAUUUUUUGAAGUCUUAGCACCAGGCGCUGGUCACUGUCUGAAGGACGAACGAAGCAUAGGGUGAUUUAUGGAAAGAAACAAACACAAACAUAAAGUAUCAAAGUCACUCAAAACACUCAGUCACUGCAAGGCAGAAUAAAACUGGACAAUGGCUACAAACUAACUCACAGAACAAUGUUCCUACUCAAACUUACAAGGCAGCUGAAAACAAAGCAAACUAACCAGUGUACAUGAAACAGCCCAGUCCUGCAUCUACAGAAUAUGCAGAGGUGUGGGUGAUGGGCAGUGGACUCACGCGCACCUUCCAUCCAACCUGGUGGAGCUUCAGAGCUUCUGUCAGAGCCUGAGCCAAACCUCCAAAGUAGCUGCUUCAGCAUCGGUGGGUUUCAUUCCACUUUUAUAGGCUAAUCCUAGUUUUGGCUUGAAGUUUAAACAUUGAUGAUCAGCGUUGCAUCUUUUUAUUUGUAAAAUUAAUGAACACUAGUGUGAAGGGCUGUGAACAGUCUGUGAAGCAAAAACCACCACUGCUUCAGUUAAACAGGAAAUACAAACGUUCUGUCAUGCGUUGUGACGCUGGAGGGAACCCUCUUGCAGUAUUUACAGUCAUUUGUACCGUUUUGUGUUUCAGUUGUGCUGUUGUGCUUGAGGCACCGGUCCUUUGCAGGAACUGCUAAUAAAGGUCCUUAUCUUA